Messenger RNA from Lodderomyces margitis, 738 nucleotides. Its product is annotated as translation initiation factor 6. Gene Ontology annotation, cellular component: preribosome, large subunit precursor; cytosol; nucleolus. The coding region runs from base 1 to 738 and encodes 245 amino acids. Gene Ontology annotation, biological process: maturation of LSU-rRNA; ribosomal subunit export from nucleus; cytosolic ribosome assembly. The transcript has a single exon. The record is from RefSeq and is a predicted model, not a curated record. Gene Ontology annotation, molecular function: ribosomal large subunit binding. NCBI's taxonomy places the organism in Eukaryota, Fungi, Ascomycota, Pichiomycetes, Serinales, Debaryomycetaceae.
AUGGCCACUAGAACUCAAUUUGAAAAUUCUAACGAAGUUGGAGUCUUUUCCAAAUUAACCAAUUCAUAUGCUCUUGUUGCUGUGGGAGGAUCAGAAAAUUUUUACUCAUCAUUUGAAGCUGAACUAGGUGACGUUAUCCCUAUUGUCCAUACCACUAUUGCCGGUACUCGUAUAGUUGGACGAAUGACGAGUGGAAAUAGACGUGGGUUAUUGGUUCCUACCCAGACUACUGAUCAAGAAUUAAUGCAUUUGAGAAACUCGUUACCUGACUCAGUCAAGAUCCAACGUGUUGAGGAACGAUUAUCAGCAUUGGGAAAUGUUAUAUGUUGUAACGAUUAUGUCGCAUUAGUACAUCCUGAUAUCGAACGAGAAACUGAAGAAUUGAUUGCUGAUGUAUUGGGGGUGGAGGUAUUUCGUCAAACAAUUGCCGGUAAUGUCCUUGUUGGAUCAUACUGUGCCUUGAGUAAUCAAGGUGGAUUGGUGCACCCGCAAACUUCAAUACAAGAUCAAGAAGAAUUGAGUAGUUUGUUGCAAGUGCCUUUGGUUGCCGGUACAGUGAAUAGAGGAUCCAAUGUGGUUGGUGCUGGAUUGGUGGUUAAUGAUUGGUUUAGUGUUGCUGGAUCAGAUACUACGGCGCCGGAGUUGUCGGUUAUUGAAUCGAUUUUCAGGUUGCAGGAUGGACAACCCGAAGCCAUUGGUGGUAAUUUGAGAGAUACCUUGAUUGAAACUUAUUCGUGA